Asparagus officinalis (garden asparagus) is the source of this 873-nucleotide messenger RNA. RefSeq lists its product as uncharacterized. The transcript has a single exon. NCBI's taxonomy places the organism in Eukaryota, Viridiplantae, Streptophyta, Magnoliopsida, Asparagales, Asparagaceae. The record is from RefSeq and is a predicted model, not a curated record. Bases 1 to 873 code for a protein of 290 amino acids.
AUGACUACUACUUCGAUGUCUGAUAUCUCAUCAUCUACUACUCCUGUUGUUGCUGGAGAAACCUCUGCGCCAAAAGUAGUCUUGGGGACUACAAUUAAGUUGAAUGGUACUAACUAUCUGCUCUGGGCACAAGCUUUCCGGAUCUUCAUUGGCGCUCAGAGCAAACUGCCUCAUCUUCUGGCAUCUCCACCACCACCAUCUGAUCCCACCUACAACUCAUGGCUCUCCUCUGAUUACUGUGUUAUGACUUGGCUUCUCAACAGUUUGGAUGCACAGAUCAGUAGCAGUGUUAUGUUUUUAACCACUGCAAAGGAAAUGUGGGACAGCCUGAAGAUUAUGUACGGGAAUGAGAAGAAUGUUUCCCGUGUUUUUGAGAUUUAUGAGAGACUAUUUGCGAUCAAACAGGGCGAUAAGACAGUUCCAGAGUUCUUUGGUGAGUUGAAGGGACUGAUAGACGAACUAGAAAUGCAUCAGCCUGCAGUAGCUGAUGCGGCGACAUUGUUGGGGUAUCGCCGCGAUCUGGCUGUCUCCAAGUUUCUUUCUGGACUGCACCCUAAUUUACAGUCUCAGGUACGGGGACAAAUAUUGGGUGGCGAUUCGAUUCCCUCCCUGACUGCUACAUUCUCCAGAGUCAUGCAGGUCUCUACUGGUGUUUCUUCUGAUACUUCUGCACCGUCUCCACCUUCAGUGGAUCAGUCUGCCAUGUUCUCUAGUAGAGGCAGAGGCCGCGGUCGUGGUCGUGAUUCUUUGGGAGGACGUGGCUCUUUUAGUGGGAGACAGGGUGAUUCUGAUAGGGGUUCACGUCAGUGUGGUCAUUGUGGGAGGACCAAUCAUAUUUCUGAGAAAUGCUGGGAGAAGUUUGGUCGUCCUUAA